This is a messenger RNA of Aedes aegypti (yellow fever mosquito), 2742 nucleotides long. RefSeq lists its product as uncharacterized. The record is from RefSeq and is a predicted model, not a curated record. The transcript is spliced from 3 exons. NCBI's taxonomy places the organism in Eukaryota, Metazoa, Arthropoda, Insecta, Diptera, Culicidae. Bases 1042 to 2373 code for a protein of 443 amino acids.
AUUGCAAGCAUUUUCGAAUGCAAUGAGAUAGUUUACAUUAUUUAUCGUUGAAUAUGCAGUUAUAACUCGUUUACAUGAUUAUCAGAAAAGUUUACGUGUCACGUGUAUUCAAGAUUUUUUUUUGCGUGUGGGGAUAGUUUAGCGUAUAAAACAUGUUGCAUUGGUAGUGGCCUGGUGUUUUCGUUUCAUUCAUAUAAUCGUUCAUCAAACUCACAAAUCGGUCGUAUAAAAUUAAUAAUAUUUAUUAUUAUUUUUUUGCGAUUUCAGAUAGAGAAAAUACUAAAUUAAUCAUAAAAUGUCCCGCAGUCAAAUUGUAAUUUUCAAUUGUUGAUAGAUUUAAGAAUGCAGCAAUAUCCCAAGAAUUAUAGUCGCUGGUGGUUACUGCCCAUAAAUGCAUAAUUGUCUGAUGUGAACAAUAAAUUGAACAUAAAUAGGACUAACACGCAUUUAUAAGUCCUAAAUAUCGAUCAUAGUCGCAAAUAGUAAUUGGAGAAUGUCCCCGAACCAGCGUAAAGACAUUAGAAAUGGUAUUGAAUGAUUAAAGCUAAAAUUAUGUUACGUGUAAAUCUAAGAUUUUUUUGGCGUGUAGUGAAGCUUAACUCGUUCAUCCAUUCUAAAAAAGUUCGAUCAAAACAGGUAAUUGUUUGGUUAAAUAAAUAUAAACAUAGUUUCAAUGAUGUAUGACUUUGAUUGGUUGAAUGUCGUCCACGCUUCUGUGUUGAUAUUUUCAGUGUUAAUUAAGCGACUUCUUGGGAUGGUCACUUUUCCAACAAUAUAAUCAAACGCUUGCUUCACCACCUUCCCUCCCAAUCCAAAUUAACCAUUUUUUAUGAGACGACGCUUAAGCCAUCACAUUUAACAAGUCACACAUAAAAAAAAAUACAAUAGCUUCAUUGAUAAGAAUUUCACCAAUUCAUCGUCCCACGGAGCAAACACUGCUAUACGGUGUGCAACGUGAUUUGAUGGUCAGACAUUCGUUUUCGCUCAAACAAGCACAACCUUUCGAAGCUGUCGGGUGGAGUUACAGUUUUGAGCGUGAAAAUGAGCGAAGAUCGCAAGCGAAAGUAUUUACAAACCAGUUUGGUGCAGACGGUUUUGUCCAAAAAUAGCGACUUGUUAGACUUAGAAGUUCUGAAGUGCUCACUGGAGGUUCCGUCGCACUUGGAUGGAUUUAUGGCAACUAUUUACUGUUUGAACGUUACUGUGAGAAACAAGCAAACGCAAGAAUCAUCCGAGCUGAGCCUACUCGUUAAAGUGAUGAAAGGAGAUGACAAAUUUCGCCGUGAGUCGUUGGGCUUGGUUUUGUUCCCAAAUGAAAUAAAUGUCUACAGGAAUGUUGUGCCCACGUUUAAAAAAUUGCUGGCCACACAGGGUGCGGAUAUUGACGCGACAAAGUGGUGUCCACGGAUUUUCUUCGCAGAACAAGGGUAUUUCCCAGAAUACAGCGACCAGUACGAAACAAUUCUGGUAAUGGAAAAUGCUCAAACAGCAGGAUUCAAAAGCGGCCCCCGGCUUAAUUUGGAUGAAAUCCAUUUGAACCUGAUGGUUCGCAAAAUUGCGCAAUUCCACGCAUGUAGCUAUGCACUUCGCUUGAUUGAUAAUGAAAAACUCGCCCAACUGGUGGAAAGCAUAAUUCCGCUCAAUUUCACUCAGGACGGGAAGGUAGCCUUCGAGAGCUAUGAUGUGGUGUUUCGAGAGACUCAAAAAAGAAUGUUCGGUUAUUUUGCAUCAAGGCGAAACCAAUUCAAUGAAAAUGGCGUUUACGCUGAUAUUGAAAUGCUGAAAAAAACGUAUGGCGAUAAUCCUUCGCAGCUGAUGCAGAGAUGUUUGCAUAGAGAUGACACGUAUUCUGUCAUUCUGCAUGGAGAUUACAACCGGAACAACGUUCUGUUCAAAUAUGAUGAUGAAAAGGCUGUUGACGUACUAAUGAUAGAUUUCCAGGAAAAUCGAUAUGGAUCACCUGCUCUGGACUUAUCGUUUUUUAUGUAUAUGAAUAUGACUGAAAGUUUACGAAACUCUCACUGGGAUACAAUGUUGCAUAAUUAUCACGAUGAACUGCUAAGAUGCAUCACUGAGAUAACCAAUAUUCCAGCAACAGAUGAGAGAAUGGAACCAUACAGCUUUCCCAACAUGAUGGCUCACCUGUCAAAUUUCUUCGUUUAUGGAGCAAUAAUUGCUGUAAAAUUCUUGCCAGUAAUGAUGGGAAGUGCGGAGGAUGUAGCAGAAAUUGUCUACUAUUUCCAUAACGACAUUUACGCGAAUGCCUUCAAAAGGGUAAUGCAUAGGUCAGGAGGAGAGGAAGCAGACCAGAGGGUUGCUGGUGUGAUGAGCCAUUGUUCCCAGCGUGGCUAUUUAAAAUUUCUUUGGAAAUAGUUAAUAAUAACCAGCUGGACCGUUUGAGUUUCAACUACAGGAAAGCUACAUUGUUAAUCUUUAAUGCCAAAACAAUACCCCCUAUGAUCAAUUACAUUGAAUUUUUAUUUUUGUUAAAUGCUUACCGGUGAUUAUCACGAUUGUGUAAAAUGUGGACAAUAUACUCGAUGAAUAUGUUGAGGAUAUUUAGUAACAGGUAAACCUUAGCUCUGUUUGAUGUCACCGUUUGAAAUGCUCAACUUGAAGUUAUUUCAUAACGCAACACCCAUUUCAAUGCAUUUUGAUAAGAUUGUUCAUCCCUUCAAUAGUACAACAAAACUCAUAAUAGGGCGAUAUUCAAAACUGAAAAGGCAAUAGAUGACUUUUUUU